AUGGAGCCCGCGGCGCCGAAGGAGGCGCCGCCCACCCAGCCGCAGCCCGCGGCGGAGGAGGACGGGACGCUCUCCGCGACAGCAGCCAUGGCGAGGGACGCCGCCGUGCAGUUCCAGAGCCGCCGCUACGCCGAGUGCGCCGAGGUGCUCGCGCAGCUCCUGCUCAAGAAGGACGGCGACCCUAAGGUUCUUCAUAAUAUGGCCAUCACAGAAUCGUUUUUGGAUGGUUGUCCUGAUCCAAAGAAGCUGAUUGAAGUCCUAAGGAAUGUUAAGAAAAGAAGUGACGAGCUUGCCUGUUCAUCUAGAGAACAAGCUGAUUCUGCCAAUGGAGUAGGCAACAAUACUUCCGAACCAAGAGGCAGUGGGAUUGCACCAUUGAUUUCUGCUGCACAUAAUGCAACAGCCUAUGGAGACGAGUUUGACACAACCAUAAUAACAUUCAACACUGCUCUUAUCCUUUAUCAUCUUCAUGAUUAUGAAACUUCACUGUCCACUUUGGAGCCAUUGUACCGAAACAUUGAACCGAUUGAUGAGACAACUGCUCUUCAUGUAUGCUUUCUGUUGUUGGAUAUUACAUUAGCUUUGCAAGAUGCAUCAAAAGCUGCGGGUAUCAUUCAAUACUUGGAAAGAUCAUUUGGAGUAGCUAUUACAGUGAACCACAAUGAAGUUACUAGCACAGUUCAGCCGCAAUCUGCUCAACUGAAAUCUCCUGCAAGAAGUAGCACACCUCCAGAUUCUGAUUCAAAUACGUGUGCUGCUGGAUCUGAGAUUCUUUCAGUUGGAAGUUUCUCAGAUGAUACACUGGAGUUUGAAUCUCUUUACUCUACUUUGGAUGGUGGAAAUCACCUGAGCAGACCUAUCUUAAAUGAGUUCCCAAGGCCAUCAGCUGAUCUUGCUGCCACUGCUGCUGAUUUGAAAGUUAGACUACAAAUUUAUAAAGUCCGGCUUUUACUUCUUACAAGAAACCUGAAGGUUGCCAAGCGAGAACUCAAAGUUCUAAUGAACAUGGCACGUGGUAGGGAUUCAUCAACAGAGCUUCUCUUGAAGUCCCAGCUGGAGUAUGCCCGAGGAAAUUAUCGGAAGGCUGUGAAGCUGUUGAGCACGCCCAAUAAUCGGACUGAACCAGUGAUGCUAGCCAUGUUCUACAACAAUCUUGGUUGUAUACUCCACCAACAGAGAUCGUACCAUACCUCAAUAUUGUGCUUCAGCAAAGCACUGAAGUAUAGCUUAGCUCUUCGUUCAGAGAAACCAUUGAAGCUGUCUACAUUAUCACAAGACAAAUCUUGUCUUGUAUCAUACAACUGCGGCAUCCAACAUUUGAUGUGUGGUAAACCACUGUUAGCAGCUCGUUGUUUUCGUGAAGCCCUGCCACUCUUGCACCAUCGACCCCUCUUUUGGCUUCGUUUUGCCGAGUGUAGCCUGCUAGCUCUGGAAAAGGGCCUCCUUACUGCAAGAGGUGCUACUUCAUGCAAUGAUGAGAUUGAAAUUCAUGUUGUGGGGUCAGGGAAAUGGAGAAAUUUAGUUAUCAAUCCGGUGAACUCAGCAAGUCAUUACUCAGAUUCUGGGGGUUCAGAUGAAAAUGGAAAUUUGAUAUCACUUAGAUUUGCUCGACAGUGUCUACUCAAUGCCCAACUACUAAUGGAUGCUUGUGAGCAGAAAAAAAUGGUGAUUGCAUCAGAUGCAGAGGAUUGCAACCAAGGAGCACAAUGCCAGAAAAGUUCAGGCCAGAAGAACACAAUUAGUCUGGAAUCCAAAGUACCUUCUGGUCCAACAACUAAUGCAAAUGGAGAACAAAAGGGAGUGGCAAUCCUGAAUGCCACUAUGCAGAGCUCUCUUGCUAUGUAUGAUGACAUCUGUAGGAAAGAGAACCUCAGAAUUCGACAAGCCAUCCUGGGGGACCUGGCGUUCAUUGAAUUAUGUCUGGAGAAUCCUUUGAAAGCUUUGUCUACCGCCAAGUCGCUGAUGCAGCUUCCAGAAUGCUCGAGAAUGUACUUAUUCCUUGGCCAUGUAUAUGCAGCUGAAGCAUUGUGUGCGCUAAAUAGGCCAAAGGAGGCUGCGGAGCAAUUGACUGUUUAUUUGAGAGAUGACAAUGAUGUUGAGUUACCCUACAGUGUUGAGAAUCAUGAGAAGGCCCCUGUUGAGAAAGACAGUGAUGGUGAAGACACGGUCGCUCCUACUGUCACAAAGCUCACCUUAGAAGAAACUCAGCAUUCAGUGUCUCUCAAGCCUGAGGAAGCCUGUGGUGUUGUGUAUGUUGACCUAGGCAUGACUGCUGCAGUGCAGGGAGAUCUUGAGCAGGCCAGCUACAUGGUGAGCCGGGGUUUGGCGUUGUUGCCCAACAACCCUAGGGCAUUGCUAGCAUCCGUUUAUGUGGACCUUCUGCAAGGGAAGGCGCAAGAAGCUAUUGGCAAGUUGAGGAGGUGUAAAAACGUGAGAUUUAGAACCAGUAGUGUAGCAACCAGCAGAUAAGACUUAGCCUCAUUUCGAUGAAUUCUCUGUAGUUGGUAAUUGCCAUUUCUUUCCGUCGGACCUUGACCACAUGCAGAUCGUAAUGUUUUUCCUGUGUACCAUACAUAAGAAAAAAAGACUGUAGAUCUCCUCCCCCUUCGCUACCUUUAGCUUUUCCAGAUUCAGGGGUUGUAAUUUGUUGAGGUUACUCAAGUUCUACACUGCUGCUCUUUGGACUGAAGAGAGGUGAACUGAUGGCAUACCGUCUGAUAUUCGUUUAUAUUCAGGAAAAACACGCUAAAGAUUUAGAAUCUGAGACCUUAAGUAUA
Molecule: messenger RNA, 2777 nt
Organism: Lolium rigidum
Lineage: Eukaryota; Viridiplantae; Streptophyta; Magnoliopsida; Poales; Poaceae
Product: CCR4-NOT transcription complex subunit 10
Exons: 6
Coding region: 1-2469 (822 amino acids)
Biological process (GO): mRNA catabolic process; negative regulation of translation
Cellular component (GO): CCR4-NOT complex
Molecular function (GO): protein binding
Source: RefSeq, a predicted model, not a curated record